AUGAAAGGGUUGGGGACCAACCGUAACAGACACCUGUCUGAUUCCUGUGAACCUUCACCAGGCCAUCCAGACGCCCUGUACAACCAGAGGACCAGCACCCUGCCGCGUAGCCCUUACCUGCUGAGCCCCACGAUGGACCACUACGGCACCAUGGACCCUCACAUGUAUCAGACAGCAAAUCCAGGCUCCCUCCCACCAGACUGCAUGCUGCCCCUCAACAACCAGCUGUCCAACAGCAGCACCUUCCCCAGAAUUCACUACAACUCCUACGACCAGUCAGACUUCUCCCCACCUGGGGACAGCAUUGGCGGGAUAAGUACUGGCACCAUGGGCACCUCCAUGUCCAUGGGCAUGGGAGCAGGCAUGGGAAUGACAGGGCUGAGUGCUCGAACACCUAUGAUUACAAGUGGCUCAGCAACUAUAUCACAUCACAUGACCAAGAACCAGGCACCUCCCAGCCUGCUAGAGUUUGAUAAACAGCUACCUGGAGGCCGUGAUGGUUUCAGCACUUUGCAGUUUAGUAGAACGUCUGCUGUUACAGCAGCCAAGCAGCGUACAGACAGUCCAGGCCGUAUCCGUUACAUGCUGCACUCUGUUCAGAAGCUCUUUGCAAAGUCCCAGUCCCUGGAGAGCCAGCACAUGAAAGGAAAUGUCAACGGACGCUCCACUGGCAGUGGUGGAGGCUCCUCCGGCACAGAAGAUGGAGGGAAGCACAAUCGCAGAUCCAAAAGCAAAGACAGGGGUACAAAAUCAGAGGGGACUGCCAAACGACGGCCACGCUCCAACAUGUCAGGUUAUUGGAGCUCAGACGAUUUGGACAGCAGUGAUUUAAGCAGCUAUCAUAACACCAUGGCCAUGAUGACUCUGGGACGUCCAACUGGUCAGGACAACCAGGGAGGGCAGAGUAGAUACAUCCACAGUGGCUACAACACUAUCAGCACCUCCAAAAGCAGUAGUGACAUGAAGUAUCCAGCACUUCCAAUGCCAGGAGGUGGGGGAGGUGGAGGAUUUGGUGAUUCAGGGAGAUUAAUGAUGAAUGAUAACGAAUAUAUGAAAGGAGGGUCAUGGUCCACACUGACCAUGGGCCAGCCAAGACAAGUGAUCCAAAAGGGUUCGGCUACUCUGGACAGGUCAAUGCUCAAGUCCAAGUCCUGCCAACAGGAGCUAACCUGCAACUACCUGCAGGUUGGACGAAGGGUUAGUACAACAUUAGGUGGUAAUGGUGACUGGAGUAGCUCAUUAGGACGCAACAUUGGUGCCAAUGAAAUCCCGUGCCGGCGGAUGCGCAGUGGCAGCUAUGUGAAAGCCAUGGGAGACAUGGAAGACAGUGACGACUCAGAGGGAAGCCCCAAACCCUCGCCAAAAACUGCUGCUCGUCGCCAGAGCUAUCUCAGAGCUACGCAGCAUUCUCUGAGCGACCAGUUACCCCCGCGCAACUGUCUUCCAUCUCUCAGAGAGCUCUCCAACAAUCGCAGCCUGGACAACCUAGACUGCAUUGGUGGUACAGUGUCAUCUCUGCCACCCUGGGAUGACGAUGACUUUAGCCAGGCCUGCAGCACCCUGGGCAGACGUAGCUGUAUGGGACAGCUACGGGACCUAGAUAUGAGUCAUUACGAGGAUCGCAGCUCCGAGUCCACAUUCAGAGAUUCCCGUUCCCACUCUCAGGACAACCCAGAGCCUCCAGACCUUCCCAUGCCGACAUGCUUCCGAUCCCGUAGCCACAGCUACCUGAGAGCCAUUCAGGCUGGCUGUUCCCAAGAUGACGACACAGCAUCCAUGGACUCAGGCUGUUCACCACCUCCAACCGACCCCACUGUUCGCACCUACAGCACCAGCACUGUCUCUACAUGCAUAACCACCUGUAAGAAGGCUGCUCCUCCACCAGUACCGCCCCGCACAACCUCCAAGCCCUACAUCUCUGUCACCGUACAGAGCAGCACAGAGUCAGCCCAGGACAACUACCUGGAUCAGCAGGACAGGAGAUCUGAGGUCAACAGCCAGUCAAGCCACGCCCACAGCAACUCCUCCGACAGCCUCGACAGCACCCGUGCCAACAGCUUGGCCCGGGGUAUCCCCCGCCCUCCUCACAUCAUCCCCACACCCAUCGCAAUUCCAAGAGAGCCAAUCAUACCCACCACCUCCAACGCUUCCACUGAGACGAGUGAUGCAGUCAUCCAGAAUGAAUCUGUGAAACCAGGAUCAAAUAAAGGGAAUUUAGUAGCAGAGGAGCCUCUCGAGGCACCUGUACCCAGGCGGAAACUGUCCUCCAUCGGCAUACAGGUUGACUGUAUUCAGGAAGUUCCACGCGAGGAGACACCGCCGUUGGCCAAAUUUCAGUCAAUCGGAGUACAGGUGGAGGACGGGUGGCAGAACAGUCGCUCCAGUAGCAUGGCCUCAAAACAAGAAACAGACUCAGACACACAGGACAUCCUCGUCAUCACUCAUAUCAAUAACACAAAACCCCCUGAGAAGAAAGUCAUGGUCAAUAGUGGCAGCCAAUCCAUGUGCUCCCCUCCUGGACAAGACUCUUUAGACAAUGGUGACACCGCUGGUGAUACGUCCUCACCUCCACUACCAAGACAGAUCCUAAACCGCUCCACCACACGAAGUAGCUCUUCCUCCUUCUCAGAAAGCCUGGACCCCGCUCUUGACCCCUCAUCUCUGCCACCUCCGGACCCCUGGCUGGAGAGCGGGAACGGGAGUAACAGCAGUGUUCCCCAGGGUGGAGGAGGGGGGACUCUGUGUCGGAGAGAUGGACACUGGUUUCUAAAGCUGCUGCAGGCUGAGACUGGACGGAUGGAGGGCUGGUGCCAGCAGAUGGAACAGGAGACCAAAGACAACCAGCUCUCGGAGGAAGUGCUGGGGAAGGUUCGCAGUGCAGUAGGAAGUGCUCAGCUCCUGAUAUCCAAGAAGUUCAAGCAAUUCAGAGGACUGUGUGAUCAGAACUUGAAUGUGAAUGCCAACCCUCGGCCCACAGACCAGGACCUGGCUGGUUUCUGGGACCUGCUGCAGCUCUCUAUCGAGGACAUCAGCCUCAAGUUCGACGAGCUCUACCACCUCAAGUCUAAUGACUGGCAGCCUAUUCAGUCUGCGGCUGCCCAGUCGCCCCCUGAGCGGAAGGACGAGGAGAAGGUGGACCCUCCAACGUCAAAGAAGCCCGGUAAGGGGCGACCGUUGUUGAGCCGCGAGAAGAGUGCCGACUCCUCAUCCACGUCUUCUUCGGCUUCAGCAGAGAAGCAGAGGCAAGAGGCUCGCAAGCGUCUGCUGGCUGCCAAAAAGGCUGCAUCAUUUCGCCAGAACUCUGCCACAGAGAGUGCAGACAGCAUUGAAAUCUUCGUCCCCGAGGCCCAGACUCGCCUCUGAGAGAGACAGUGAGGGGGGGUGAGGAUGUGGGGUUGGACGACAGAUAAGUGUCACUUGAAGAGGAAAACUUUUGCAUUGCAAAUGAGCUACUCUGAAUUGAGAUAAAUGGAGGUGGGGGAAGGAGAACUCAAACUCCUAGAGAUAUAAGGUGGUGGUGGGGGGUGGAUUUGGGCAUUUUUGACAUGCGCACAGUGAUAGGCUGGUCCUGAUGGAAUCAAACACUCAUUAUUAGACAUUAAAUAAAAUUAAACCAGAACUUUCUUUGACUGGACAGACUAUGAAGCAGGAGACUCCUCAUUUGAGGCUGCCAUUGAAAACCUCAGCUGAAGAACUGUCAUUUCUUGUUCCUACUCUUGAUAUAAUAAACUUGUUAAUGAAGAUAUUAUUACUAUGAUGAUUAUAUCCAAAAGAAUCUAUAUGAAGACUGUUUUAAAUUCUCCUUUAUCUUGGCUAUAAGAUGUAUUAAGAAGACAGAAGACAAACAUUAAUGCUUCUGUCCCUCAUUGUCCUCCUUUCUCUUCCCAGAUCAUUGGCCAUCUUGUAGCUUUGCACAACACCACCUUGUGGCCAUCGAACACACUGCACACACUACAUCCACAACACUCACAUACGAAUCAAACCCAUGUACGUCUUCCUUGUAUUAGUUUAACCCUGCUCACCUUUUGUUUUGUAUGGAAAAAUCAGUCUAGGUCUGCUUCUUCUGAAUAUUUUUGGUAUGAGAAAACUCAGAUUUGAAUGGGUAUUUAUAUAGAUCUUAGCUAUUAACUCUUAUGUGUGUGUCCUUCUAACUUUUGUUGUGUCAAAGAUUUUAAACACUGGUGAGAAGAAGUGCGUCAACAGUUUUGAAUGAGAGCACAUUCCUAUAGAAAACAUCACCGAGCAUGAGGAUCUAACAGUGGCCACAAUAUUCCUGUCUUCUUUGUAAGGGAGACGGCUUCCCCCUCUGUUUACGUCUCCUUUGCUUUUUUCUGUCCCAUUAUUUUUAUUCCCAUGUCUGUGUUGCAUCUGCAGAUCUGUGAUUAUUUCAAUCAGGAUGAGUUUUUUUACUCCAUCUGUCUGUUCAAUGCUUCUUUAAGUGCUUUUAAUAACCUCACUAAUUAUUCAGCGUAUACAGGACAUUUGAAAUGAGUCUAGGGCUUUUACUGAAGUCAUACAUCAGGCUGAAUAUGCAGGGUAAUACAUAUGAACGUGUUAUUUUAUACUGUCUUCAUUAAUCAAACAAAUCAAGUUUUUUGUUACCAUUCUCGUUUCCCCUUUAUUGAACAUCAUCCAAAGUACCUGCACUUUUUUAUUCAAAGAAAAAAAUAUUUAAUUAAAAGCA
Molecule: messenger RNA, 4684 nt
Organism: Cheilinus undulatus (humphead wrasse)
Lineage: Eukaryota; Metazoa; Chordata; Actinopteri; Labriformes; Labridae
Gene: dlgap4b
Product: discs, large (Drosophila) homolog-associated protein 4b
Exons: 10
Coding region: 1-3363 (1120 amino acids)
Biological process (GO): signaling
Cellular component (GO): glutamatergic synapse; postsynaptic specialization
Molecular function (GO): molecular adaptor activity
Source: RefSeq, a predicted model, not a curated record